AUGCCUGGCUUUCAUCCAGGCGACCCUGGUUCAAAUGCCGCCAACGGAAUUGUAUUUGAUCCUCCCCACGUCACAGGAAAGGAUGUGCACACUUUUCACAAGGGCAGAAUAAUCUCAACUGGCUGCCCACUUGCAGGCAGGGAGGACGAGAACGAUAUUGCAAGUUUUCUGAAGAAACCUGGUGUUGGGUCUUGGACUGUCAAGCCCGAAACUCUGACUCCACAGCCCUGGAUUCACAAGCUCUCCAAUCUCGACUUCCACAUCUCCUUUGAGAAUUACACCAAGCAAGUCUACUAUUUCCCGCCAUCUAGCAGGGAUGAUCUUGUCGCGAGCUUGAGAGCUUCGCUGUCCAGAGUGCUUGUCCCGUUUUAUGUCUUGGCAGGGCGGGUGCGCAGGGCGGAAGAUGGUCACAAGCUGGAGGUGGAUUGCAACGACGGUGGCAUCUCGUUUGUGGAGGCCCCCGAUGCCAGCUUCAGCGAUUGGAAAAACAUGGCGUUUUGCUCCAUCGAGCAGCAUCUCAAUCCUUCGGAAGUGGCCAUCACGGAUCCAGACACUGCUCCGAUCUUCAAAGUUCAGGCAGGUUUCUUGAUAUCGCAUUUAAUUCUUCAAUAUUUCAUGGAAUUCCUGAAUCUAGGUGACGAAGUUCAAGUGUGGUGGGAUCGCAUUAGGGAUCUUAACGGCCGAAGUGGCCAGGCAGCCCCCAUUCUGCCAGUCCGCGACUACUACUCCUCUCCGAUCUAUAACACUCACUCGGCCAAAGCAACCGACGUAACGUGCGAGUACGUAGUGAAGAUGUUUGAGAUGGAUCCUGACCAAGUCGACGAUCUUAUCCGAGACGUUCACAGUGGUCCGUACAGCUAUGGCCGCCCUCCAACCUCGUUCGAGGCAACGAGCGCCAUGAUGUGGAAAGCCAUCACCGAGGCCAGAGAUCUCCAAGACUCGAUCAUCACAAGCUACGUCUAUGCGAUCUCUCUCAAGGGCAAGAACCGCUGGAACCCCCCAGUCCCAGCCUCGUACAUUGGCAACAGCAUCCACUCGCCAUGCCUCACUGCCAAGGCCAAAUCCCGCCAUCUCUCCUAUGCUGCGAGGUUGUUCCAGGAGGAUAUCCUAAGCACCAUUCAAGAACACAUGCAAUCCGCCAUCGAUUGGAUGGAGAUGGAGCUGGGCAGAGGACGGAAGAUCAAUCUAAAUGGUGAUUUUGUGUCGGUGACUGGGAUCUACAGCACGAGCUUGCACAGUUUCCCUGUGUACAGCGUUGAUUUUGGAUGGGGAAAGACUGUACACUACUCUCUGGUAAUGCAGUCGUGGUAUGGGAACGGUGUCACGGUGAUUCUCCCCAGCCCGAGAGGAGGAAGGCACCGGCGGCUGCUCAUCUCGCUACCUGCAAUCCAUAUGAAGAAGCUCGUGAACCAUGAAUUCUUCCGCAACUAUACUACUCUGGGAUCGUAG
Messenger RNA from Selaginella moellendorffii, 1449 nucleotides. RefSeq names its product shikimate O-hydroxycinnamoyltransferase-like. NCBI's taxonomy places the organism in Eukaryota, Viridiplantae, Streptophyta, Lycopodiopsida, Selaginellales, Selaginellaceae. The coding region runs from base 1 to 1449 and encodes 482 amino acids. The record is from RefSeq and is a predicted model, not a curated record. The transcript has 4 exons. Gene Ontology annotation, molecular function: acyltransferase activity, transferring groups other than amino-acyl groups.